CCCAAACAGAGCUUCUUAAGCCAUCUUCCUCAUGAGAGAUGCAUGAAAGAACUACUCGGAUUACAAUAAGAAGGAGACAAGGCGUACAUAGACAGCUUCAAUUCAGACCCAGAAGGACUCAGAAAGCCAAGACAAUUUAACAGAGCUAACUAUAUGAUUAUCUGGUGGAGUGCAUUCCCAGCACACCUUCAUGUUGCCCAUUGUCUUCUUUGCACUCAUCGUUACUUGGUGUUUAACCAAGGGCAACUGCAUCUCCUAUGAUGAACUGAAGGACCUGAAGAUUGAAUUUGGAAUCAAUCUCUACCGCCAUGCCUCUGAAGCGGAGAACAGAACCAACCUGGUCAUUUCCCCAGCAAGCGUGGCCAUUUCUUUGGAGCUGCUGCAGUUUGGAGCUCAAGGAAAUACCUUCAUGGAGCUGCAGAACGCCCUAGGAUACAACAUUCAUGAUCCAAGUGUGCAGGAUAUGUUGCAUGAGGUGUACGAAGGACGAGCUGACUCUGUCCAGGGCGUCGUGGCCCAGCUGGCGUGCUCCCUCUUUGUGCACACUGGUGUGCAGCUCUCGCCCCAUUUUGCUGCACGUGCCAUGCACUGGGCCAACAGCAGCCUGCAGCAAGCUGACUUCACUGACCCCAACCGAACUGCAGCCCAAAUACAGGGGUGGAUCACCGGUAACCUCGCAGGACAGCCUAUGUCUCCCUCUCCAUCUCUGUCCCUCGCAGACGGGGACGUGCACAGUGUGCCUUCCGACGGAGCUGCAUCACCACUCAGCCGGGUUGCUGUGGUGAGCACCAUGUACUUCAAGAGCACGUGGCUGAAGAAGUUUUCCUUUUUGGAUACCCAGAUCUUGCCUUUUACCACGGCAGAGGGCUCAACCCUGAAAGUGCCCACAAUGCAUCAUACAGCUGAAGUUAACUACGGUCAAUUCCAGACAACAACUCAGGAUGCUUUCAGUGUCGCUGAGUUACCUUACCUAGGGGAGAAACUCAGCAUGUUCAUAGUACUUCCCAGCCACAAAAGAACGCCUUUGUCCCAGAUUGAGUCUCAUCUUUCUGCCAAAACCAUAGCACUCUGGUCCAGCGGCUUAAAGAGGAUGAAGAUGGACAUUUUUCUACCUAGGUUUAGUAUUCAAAGCCUUUUUGAUCUAAAGACUGUUUUUUCUGCCUUGGGAAUUAGAGAUGCAUUUGAUCCCAUCACUGCUAAUUUUAAAGGUAUUUCAGAGCAAGCUGGCCUUUAUAUUUCAGAAGCUAUCCACAAAGCAAAGAUUGAAGUAACAGAAGAUGGUACGAAGGCAUCAGGAGCUACAGCAAUGGUACUAUUGAAAAGAUCUCGAACACCUAUUUUCAAAGCAGACAGACCUUUCACUUUUUUCCUGAGACAAGCCAACACAGGUAGGUGCACUUGCUGUUUCAGCAGCAGAAUCAUUCACAAGUAGCACUCAAAUCAGUAAGAAGCUCGUUGUACAUAAAGUGCUGUUCUUCAGUCCAGGACAUUUCAACAGCCAGCAACAGCAGGUUUAGACUUAAAGCAUACAUAAGGAAUAGUUUAAUUUCCUUAAAAAUAUAUAAAAGAUAGCCAAGUCAGGAAAGCCAAAUUAACUUGUCUAUGUAUGUAGUAGAUUAGUGUGGUGAUCAGGACAAGGGGCGUGGGUCUAAACUAAAGGAAGGGAAAUUUAAAUUGGAUGUCAGGGUGAAGUUCUGUAUUGAGAGAGUGGUGAGGCACUGGAACAGGCUGCUCAGAAAGGCUACAAAUGCCCCAUCCCUGGAGGUGUUCAAGGCCAGGUUGGAUGGGGCCCUGGGCAAUCUGAUCUAGUACUUGGUCUAGUGGCUGGCAGCCUUGCCUGUGGCAAGGAGGUUGGAACUUGAUGAUCCUUGAGGUCCCUUCCAACCCAAGCCAUUCUAUGAUUCUACAAUUUCUAGGGUAGGCACCAGAAGUACUGAAGAUCUUAAAUGCCCCAGCACAGGAGACAGACCUCCGCAGGGUAAUCUGAAUCCCAAAUGAGCAGCAGUAGUAUCUGAAGUUAAAAUACAGAAUUUUCCCCUGCAAAACAAACUUACUCAUACCUGCGCAGGUGGCAUGGAGCAAAUAGAGUUCUGAGCGCAGGCAGCAGGACUCCAGGGCCUGAAAUUCCCUGUGUUAGCACUACCUCAGCUGUUUGAAGGGGCAUAGCUCAGCAGUUCAGCAAACUAACAGCCUUCUACCCAGCUCCAGUUGCAAACAUACAGAAGUUUCUCUUCUCCUGUAUCAAAUAUCAACACCUUUGAGGAGACUCUUCCCUACUUCGCAUUCUCAUGAAACAUUCAGGUUCUCAAAAGCCACGGAUGUUCACUGGCUGUCACUAACAGACUGACACCUUAGCUCUGCAGAAAGCCUAAAACUUAUGCAUUCACUUCUGCAAUUAUCUUCAGGGUUCAGUAAAACACUGGGUUCUGCCUAAAAAGACCUGAAGAAAUUAUUUGCCUUAUCUGCUUACAAGCAGUUAAUCACGCUCAUUGCCUGUAAAUACCUGUGUAAUUAACACUCCACUUUACAAAUUCUGGUGAAUCAAAGCAUAGGUACUAAGCAAGGGCAAAAAUCAGGGAAAAGGCACUGAAGUAAAUCUGGCCCACAAAAUCUGAGCCAUUGACUCCUUAGGAUUAGGCCAAACACUGAUUUUGGGGAACAAAUUUGCUCAGCUUACAGUAUAUGAUAAAUUGCAUGAAAAUUAAACGCAGUUGUAAAAUAGGAAUUACAUGAUUGAAGUGUAUGUAUUAUUACGCUUCAACUCAAAACACAGAAGCACACUUAAUAUUUCCAAUGGAAAAAAAAAAAAAAGGAAGCCCAAAAACAUUGUCAUUGUAUUUGUUCACACUCAGUAAAUUAAGUUUUUCAUUAGGAAAAUGGGAAAGUUGUAUUUCUCUGUUCAAAAGUGAUUCUUCAGGAUGUGUCCUGGGCAAGUCUCUGGUUGGACUACUAUUUUGAAAUGUCUGUUUUUAAUACAGUAAUGAUCAAAAUUAUUCUAAGGCAAGCAUGUAAUUGCACAAUCAAUUUUUCCAUAUAAUGAAGAAUUUCAAAUCUGCUACUUCCAUGCUUUAAUUCAAGCAUUUAAACUGUACUACACUCUUUGAAAACUCAGUCCCCAUUUAAUUUUUUUUUUUUUUUUUUACAGGUUCAGUACCCUUCAUAGGAAGAGUUACAAAUCCUUCACAAUAAAUGCUAGUCAAAUACCAUCUUCUGCUCCUCCUAUGGUGAACUUUCCUUUGAUGAAAUUCAAGGCUACGUUAUAUAUGUAUUUAUUAAAACAUUACUCUUGCUUCUUGCAAAAAAUAUGAAGUCCUCUGCUACCUUAUUACUUUGUACACACUACAGGAAACUUGGAUCUGUCUGGAAAUCAUUAGCACCACAACUACAGCAAAGAUUAAACAUAUAUCUUAGAGGAAAAAUUGAACAG
Molecule: messenger RNA, 3427 nt
Organism: Numida meleagris (helmeted guineafowl)
Lineage: Eukaryota; Metazoa; Chordata; Aves; Galliformes; Numididae
Gene: SERPINE3
Product: serpin family E member 3
Exons: 9
Coding region: 191-1432 (413 amino acids)
Biological process (GO): negative regulation of endopeptidase activity
Molecular function (GO): serine-type endopeptidase inhibitor activity
Source: RefSeq, a predicted model, not a curated record